Molecule: messenger RNA, 1246 nt
Organism: Rhodamnia argentea
Lineage: Eukaryota; Viridiplantae; Streptophyta; Magnoliopsida; Myrtales; Myrtaceae
Product: F-box protein SKIP24
Exons: 5
Coding region: 32-1045 (337 amino acids)
Molecular function (GO): protein binding
Source: RefSeq, a predicted model, not a curated record
AUUUCUGUUCUAGAGGCCCGUUACCGGGUGAAUGGAGUCGGUCCAGAGCCCAAGUCCAAGAGCUUCCUCCUCCUCCUCCUCCUCCUCCUCCUCCUCUUCUUCUUCUUCUUCUUCUUCUAGUUUCGUUCUCUGGUCGACCGCGACGGACGCUUCCGAAGGAAAAAUGGCGGCUUUUCUACCGGAUGAGUUGUGGAGGCACAUCCUCGAGGUUGGCGUCAAAAGCCCCACGAAAUCGUUGAGCUACAAAGAGCUUUGCUGCGUCUCGAUCUCCUGCCGACGCCUCCGCCGACUCUCCCGGGAGGACUCUCUCUGGUCCCACCUCCUCUCCUCCGAUUUCCCUCCGACCUCUCAAUCAUCUUCGUCCUCCGCGUCUUCUUCUUCUCCUUCGUGUAAGAUCUUGUACCAAAUCAGGUUCGAGAGGGACAGAGAGAAGAAGAGAGCGGCUCACAGGAGGGCCGUGAUGAGGAAGGAGAGCCAAAUCUCCGAGCACCUCAGGAGGCUUCGAGACAUCGAGGCUUCUCUGGCGCGAGAGACCGACAAGCUCAAGGCCUCUGCUUCUGAAUUGUCGAAUUUGCAUAAGGUCAGGCAAGCCUCGGUGGCUUUGAAUGUGUGGCAGCCUGAGGUUGUUAGGGGGAAGCAAAAGCAGAUAGUAUCUCAAUGUGCCGUGCCUGUCGAGUCUCGAAUCAGUGCGGUGGACAUGGAGUUUAGGCUCUGCAAGCAACAAAUUGCCAUGUUGCGCAAGUCUUAUGAAGAGGAGAGGAGAAGGCUUGAUGCAGCAAAGCGGGAGUUGGAGUCAAUUGCGUAUCAUCCUUUGCGGAGUUGUGAGCGAACAAGUUCCAUUUUAGGCGGCUCUAGUAGUAUGAGGAAGAAGAUCAAGAGAUGCAUAGAUGUGAAAGCAUCGCCUAUUUCUUGUUUACGUUCAUCUAUGUGCUUAUCUUGCUUUCGAACUACAUGCCUUAUGUAUGACCCUAGAGUUGGCCACAAAGGGAGCAGUACAUUCGGGAUAUCUGCAGGUGAGGGUGCUUUUGGGGGCUGUGAUAUUUAAGCUUAAGCAUAACUUGUGCUCAAAGUUGAAGCUGAGAGAUUUUUCCAUCCCAGAUACACUUGGCUUUUUGGUUUUGGUACUUGCACUAAGCCUUGUCACUCCCUGAGGCCAAUUUUGAUGUUUUUAGAUUUUAUGAGGUGUGAAAUCUGAUUAGUGGCCAAAUAAAUCACCGACUGGUUGGAUAUUAGUUGUCCUGCGUCC